Molecule: messenger RNA, 2088 nt
Organism: Cyclospora cayetanensis
Lineage: Eukaryota; Apicomplexa; Conoidasida; Eucoccidiorida; Eimeriidae
Exons: 1
Coding region: 1-2088 (695 amino acids)
Source: RefSeq, a predicted model, not a curated record
AUGGCAAGGACACGCCGUAGCAGUGUCUCUGCAGCCCACGAACUUUCCUUGCCGGAAAGUCAUCCGGACUCCCAGGGAUUUACUGGUGGUCGUCUUACUUUAAACAAGGCAGAACCUAGAGUGUCUGUCAGUGCGGCUCGUGUAGACCGCAUGGGCCUUCAUUUGUCCCUAACGAUCCCCUUUGACUCUUCUGUCGCACCAAAAGCAGGAAGAAACACAUGUAGAGAGGCUCCAAAGGAGACCACGUUUUCGCGUCAAAACCCCCCCACUGAUCCAACAACGUGGCGCAGAACGGCUUACUCCAAAGGAUCUUUGCUGCACCCUACCGGAAACGUAUCCGCUCAUUCUACUCGUCAAGCAAGCCAGAAGGCGAAAGAAGCACAGGCAAACAAAGGCUUACUGAAGACAAAUGGCCAUGGUCGCACUCGCGCAGGCACACCGAUGCGUACGAUAGAGGCUGGCAUGCCAGCCAACACACGUAGCACCCCUUGGACAAAUGGUGCUUCACCGUCACACACCGCUACUGCAUCAUUGAGAGAGACUCCAUACAAUCUUAGAGAGAGAUGGACAGCUGUGCGGGGGACCAAGCUACAUGAAGAAGAUUUAGUAUCAUUUCCAUGCGUAAUAUGUAGCACUCGUGGCAAGCGAGCACGAGUGCGGCAGGUGUCUGCUAGUUCCUUGUCAGAAAGCGCGCUGAGUUCGCCUGCAAUGCACCAUGAUACAGCAAAUGGGCGUGCCUUUUCUUCCACUCAGAUGCCUGCCCGGGGCUUGGGCUCUAGAAAAUAUAGUGGCACAAUGCUAACCAAACAAAUUGCAGGCCUCUACAAACUACUGCAAAUUAGUCAAACUUUAUAUGCAAAACAACGUCAUUGUAGAGCAGGUUGUAGGAACGAUACGAGUAACGGCAGCAUGGGUGCGCGAAGACAUAGUUCAGAGAGCCCUGGAUACUUCGCUCACCCAAUAGUAACGCAAUGCUUUGACUUUUGGAAGGCUGGUACAGGAGGACUGGGAGCUUCCGCAACAAAAGUCAUAAGCUGCCCUCUCAGGAGCUAUCCGAAAAAUGCAUUUUGGGUGGGGCUUACCCUUUUGGUAAGCUUUUGGAGGGGGGGCUCCGGGUGGUAUUUCUGGCUGCUUGCAGCUGUAUGCUCCGCGCUUUUGGAGCCAUUCAAUUCCGUAGUCCUUCUUGAGCAUGGUAGCCACCUUACACGCGGCCAGUUUUAUCUUACUGAGUCUCCGGAAGUGCUUCAGCAGUGCUCGCAGCUAGGACGCAUCUGCAUAGAAGCCACAAGGGAGGUUUGUGGCCUUCCCGUUGACUUACCACUGCAUGAAUGCAUAUAUCUUGGUCAUGACGUGGCAGCAAGAGACUCUGGUGGCUUUGUCGACUACGCCCAAACCUCAGGAAGUGCAUCUCAAGGAACGCUUGCUUUGGCACAGCUGCUCCAAGGGGUGGCUUCGUUCGUAUUGCCUCAACUGCCGUCCGCCUUAAUACCUGUACCACCCGUUCACGGCACUUUGGAAUCGGAGGGUGACACACUUCUGCAAAGCUACUUUCCUUUGUAUAAUCAUACAAAUGACCCCGGACGACUAGUGUCAAGCACAAAUGCUGCAUAUAUAAUCCCGGACAAGACUGGCCAGCUAGGGAUUGCCCUAGCUCGCCGCUCAUCGAUCUUCGCAAUUGCCAUGGAAACGCCUGAAGCAGUGAAACCGGAGGGAGAGUGUGCCUCUCCAGAAGUGCGCCACUUUUCCGUGUACAUACAAGUGGAUGAUGAACAUCGCUCUAUGUGUCCGUCAUCCUCCAGAGAUACAUUACAUGCGAAGACGCACGCGAAAUCCCGUGGUCGGUGGUGUGAGGUCGGAAGUUUUGAAUAUCGAUGCUCUAGCGUAAGAGCUCUGCAGGUUUUUUGCCUGCAUACUCCGCGUCCAAGUUCAAGACCGGCAAGUCCCUGGACUACUACCGGCAGUGGCGUUUGCAGGGGCACAACGGGGUGGCAAACCGAACGAGUCUUCAUUGUACUGAAAAGUAAUUGGGGAGCCGAUGCAACCCGUGUGCAUAGACUUCGGGUCUUGGCAAGACCCUCACCACCCUAA